AAGAGGUCAGAGGUAGUAACACAGUUUAAAUCCGUAUACAGUACAACCUUCACCUUCAUCGGUCACGAUCACGCAUGUAUAUGACCAGCAUAUUACUUCGCCCUUUACAUCAAUUGUGGUGACCUAAAAAUAGAACGGUCUGUGACCUAGAGUCACAUCGGGGAGGACCUCUUGAACGACACAGAAAUCCACUGCUGAUGGGAACAACUAUCGUCAUUCCAGGUGUUAGUUGUCGAGUAAGAUGGGCGUGGGAAGACAGGCGGUGCUGCUGUGGCGCCUGCUGGGGAUAAUACUCCGUCUCUGCGUCUACCUCGUCUCCACCAUCUUCACAAGAGUUUUCAAGGUACCUAAACGAAGCCCUGUUCUCUCAAAAACAAAAGUAGAGGGGGCGACCAGUGAAGACCUUGCCAGAGACUACGAUCGUUCUGUUCUGAAGCUGAGUCACUUCAAAGCUAUAUUCCGUGCAGCGUAUCUAGACUUGUAUAAGGACGCCUUCCUCCACCAUCUUGCCCCAAAUCCUCGACUGCACUCUCUUGACGGAACACAGAUCCACCGAUUGCUGGACUUUCAGAAACAAGGGCGCCCCCUGGUGGUCAACUUUGGGAGCUGCACCUGACGACCGUUCAUGAGCAAAUUCAAGCGCUACAACGCCAUAGCGUCAGAGUUUGCAAACAUCGCCGAUUUUCUGAUCAUUUAUAUUGAAGAGGCGCAUGCAUCUGAUGGUUGGCGCUUCGAGUACAAUGUUCAGAUUGCCUCUCACAAGUCACUGGAUGACCGCCGCAAGGCUGCAAUGAUAUUGGCUGAGAAGAAUCCAGUCUGCCCAAUCGUUGUGGACAAUAUUGCCAAUACCGCCAACAUCCAAUAUGGCGGCUACUUUGAGCGACUGUACAUCAUCAAAGAUGGAGUUAUAGCAUAUGAGGGGGGAAGAGGUCCUGAGUUCUACAAUUUAGACGAAGUACAUCAGUGGUUGGCGUCAUACAGGGGUUCUACAGACAAACAUUGCUGAAGUUAAACAAUUACAUUUUCAUUUGCUGAACUUUUAAAGUAACGUAACUCACCCUGUACCAUCUCCAAGCAAGCAAUCUUACUAUGCACGUUAAGAAAACCACAAAUUGACGGGAACAGGUACACAAGAUGUGAAAGUAUGUUUGAAAAUGAAAUGAACAUAGGCAUAUAGACUUUUAAGCACAGCAGACCGACAGACUGGAGCCGAAUUUAGAGAAUUAUAACCAGUUAACGCCUUGUGUUGAAAGGUCCAACCCUACCUUUGAUUUUAUGAAAUACCGUUAGGCCGGCCGGUAUACUUCUCGCUGAAUAUUAACUUUUUAGAAAUUCACAAGUAGUAGUAGUAGUAGUUUUAGGGGCAAGUACAUGUGAACGUUCCCAAAAGUGAUCUUCCUAAGGUUGGGGGUGUCUGUUUGGCGGGGUGCCCACGACCGUAUUUUACCUUAUCACGUGUAUACAUUUUGAUAAUUGUGUUUUUUCAGAUAGCGAUCGUUUAAGUAAGAAAAGGUGAAAUCAAGACAAUCUUCCAAUUAAUGAAAGUCAACAUUUUACACUGACCAUUCUUAUCGUUCUUGAUGCGCUACUCUAGCGGAAAUUCCCCAAGAUACGAUACCCAAGAUGUAAAUCUUUGUGGAUGCUCCACCCCAGUUGAAAUAAAACUCUCAAAUGGCCAACGAACAA
Molecule: messenger RNA, 1686 nt
Organism: Haliotis rubra (blacklip abalone)
Lineage: Eukaryota; Metazoa; Mollusca; Gastropoda; Lepetellida; Haliotidae
Product: thyroxine 5-deiodinase-like
Exons: 2
Molecular function (GO): thyroxine 5'-deiodinase activity
Source: RefSeq, a predicted model, not a curated record